AUGGGGUGGGCUCGUGUUGUUCCUAGCUCUCGUCUCCUCUUCCUCAUAAUCCUCACGACCGUUGUGACGGUGGCGGUGUGCGUUACGUCUUGUGUCAUCCUCUGGCUGGCUCCGCAAGUACCUUACUCCGUCCACUACAAUGGAGGCAGAUACGUCCACUACCCGGCUCUCGUUCUAGCCGCGACAGCUCUAGUAUCUGCUCUCUCCCUCUUCCCUGGGGCCUUCGGGCUCUCUCGUGACUCAAAGGCAGCUCUUAUCCUGUACUGUGUGAUGUUGGUGACAGUGACAGCGGGUGAGGUGAUUGGCUCAGCCACUGUCUUCAGCUUCGCAUACAUUGGAAAGCUGGAGUCGGCCAUUGGUAGUGGCAUCAGACAUGACUUGGAGCUGUUCGACAACAACACAGACUCUUCCAUUAGCUACAGAAUAAACAGCCUUCAGUCCCAUCACCAUUGCUGUGGAGUGGAGAGCUACAUUGACUGGAACGAUACCAAAUGGAAGAAGGAGGAGGCAGGAGAAUAUCAGCUAGCCCCCGAGUCUUGCUGCAAGGCAAAGUCCUCCUCCGGCCCCAACUGCUCCUCCAGUGCCUCCAUGAUCUAUCACACAGGUUGUGUGGGUGUAUUGCUGGGCAGGACAAAGAUAGCCGUGGACAGUUCACUGGGAGGAUCAGUAACCCGCAUGGCGCAACAACAGCAACAGUACAGCUACGGCUACGGAUACGGAUAUGCACCUGGGGCCGUGGGAUACGGAGUCCAGAUGCCGAGCUACGGCACGACUGGUACGCCUGCGAGACCUCCGGCCCAGCAGACGUACCAGGCCCAGGCCUACACUCCGCAGAAGUCCUCUACUACUCCAGUACAGCAGCAGCCAGCUGUGAACCAGGCCCAGGGAAGCUACUACUCCGGUCAGAAUGCUGGCGCAACCGGGACCUCCGUGACCUCUUACACCUCCCCGCUCAGCAGGCCUCCAGUUACUAUGGCUACCAGUACAGAGGCCAACAACAGCCGGCUGGACAGCAGCAAACGGCGGCACAGCAAACCAGCUUCUCGUCCUACUACCAACAACACACCCCGACUGCUUCUGCUGCCCCUGCUGCUAAGACCACACCCACUGCCACGACCUCCUUCCUCUCACCAAGGGGUGGGGUAUGGCAGCAGUCCUAUUGUUGCGGCUCUACCAUCAGUUGCGUACCCGACCACCUAUUCCACGCCGUACUACUCUCCUGCAGCCACUGCUAACAGGUAUGGAAUUAGUACUGGAGUAAACACAACUACACAGCCCGGAGUAAAGUCCGUGUACUCCACUCCACCCUACACCCCAAGCUCCGCCUCUUACCCCAGCACUGCCAGCUACAACGCGACCCAGGAGAAGGUGAUUGCACACUAUAUAGCCCAGAAGACGGCUGUGGGGAGCGGAGCCGGAAAGUUCCAGAACAAGAGGCCGUACAACCCUAACAACCAGGCCGUGUACUUCUGUGAGGUGUGCAAAAUCAGCUGCGCCAGCUCCAUGACGUACAAGACCCACCUGGAGGGGAAAGCUCACAAGAAGAACCUGAGCAAGCAGCAGGCGAGCGGUGCCAACGGAGCGGGAGGUGAGGGGGGAGGAGGGGAGAAGACCGACUACACCAGCAGGCCUCACUACUGCCCUCUCUGCGAGAUCCAGUGCACCAGUAGCGACUCUUACGAGGCUCACAUCAGGGGUUCUCGUCAUACCAAGGUCCUGAAUCUGUUCCGUAAGCUGGGGAAGACCAUCCCCAACAUCAAACUGCCCGAGGGGACCGAAAUCACAAACACAGUUGGCGGGAAGAAGGUUGCGGUCAGUGCUCCCAGGAUCAACUUUGUGGGAGGCCAGCAGCUGACAUCCACGGGGGCCGCUGGUAAAUCCAGCGGACCCCCCAGUUUGUACCCCCCUUGUCCCGGGGGGCCCACAGCAGUUGUGGGGCCUACAGCACUUGUGGGGGGGCAGGUGAAGACUGAGGGUGGAGAGGGAGAAAUAGGGGCUGGGGAAGAGGCAGUUGAUGUUGAACCAGUUGGUGAGCAGUUUGUGGUGCCAGUGACCAACGACCCAAAGUUCCCGCACGCCAUGUACAAGUGCACCAUGUGUGACUGUUACUUCAACGACGACUGGGCCAAGAAGGCGCACGCCAAGGGACGCAGGCAUCCGCCUCAACUACAAGAAACUCUACCAGCCUGAUCUCUAUGUUGAGCCCAGCAAAAGGUUCGGUGCUCUCUAAGAUGCCUACAGUUUGCAAAUCUGAAUUGAGGCUUUAGAGAUGAGCCAUGAUGGUCUAAUUCUGUUCUGAACGUAAUCGACGCAAGAACGAGAAGAUGAGAGGUCCGGAGUAUGGGAGGGGUGGUGGAUACUAACGUAGGACUGGUAAG
This is a messenger RNA of Geodia barretti, 2378 nucleotides long. The record is from the annotation of a GenBank genome assembly. NCBI's taxonomy places the organism in Eukaryota, Metazoa, Porifera, Demospongiae, Tetractinellida, Geodiidae.